Molecule: messenger RNA, 3487 nt
Organism: Daphnia pulicaria
Lineage: Eukaryota; Metazoa; Arthropoda; Branchiopoda; Diplostraca; Daphniidae
Product: zinc finger protein Noc-like
Exons: 2
Coding region: 1446-3308 (620 amino acids)
Biological process (GO): negative regulation of DNA-templated transcription
Cellular component (GO): nucleus
Source: RefSeq, a predicted model, not a curated record
GGAGGACAAAAAUGACACGCCAGAAGCUCCUGCUGCUCCUGUCGAUCCUGCCUUGUACACUACACAAUAUGUACAUUCUAGUAGUCAAAGAGAGGUACGAUGUUGAGCACGAAAGAUAUGAGGAGAGAGACGCCUAGUUUCUUUCGAGUGCGUGACGUGACGGGUGGAAAAAGAAGAAGAGAAAAAACGGGACAGCAGCAGACGAUCCAUCAUUCCGACGGCGGCCAGUCGAUUCAUCAUUCCGGCGGACUUGUUGCCCCCGUCGCCUCAAGGUGCCGUGCCCGUCUCGUCCUACGUUACAAUUUGGCGAUAUGGCUCUCUCUCCUUCCUUCUCUCUUUUAUUCUAACCACCCAACAACAACAGCAACAACAACAACAACAACAACCCGAAACAUGUUAUCAAGGAAAGUAUAGCGGCGGCAGCACCAGAGAGAAGAAGAAAACCAUCAGUCAUGGCCGGCUUGACAUUCGGUCGUGUCUUUCUCUACUUCUCUGCCAGUCUGGCAGCAGCUCCUUUUGAUGAUCCCCCUCCUCUUACUAGCUGGAACUGGAUGGCUGGGGCUGACGAUCCAGGCGGAAGGAUCGGCCGGACAUGAUGAAUGAUGAAGGGGUCGGGAGCCCCAGCAGCUCAUUCUUCUUCUUGACUCGUUCGCUCAUUUUUCUUGACUGCCGCCCUCCCAUUCUCUUUUUUAUUUUAUUUUUUGAUUAUUUUUUCGCCCACAGUUUCUUCUUCUUUGCUGGCCAACAACUUUUUCCUUCUUUUUUAUUUGGUGGGUGGGUGGAAGGGAUUGCGGUGAUGGAUGGACACACUGUGUUGUGUUUGAUCCAACAGAGUGUUAAUGAUGGCCGUCCUGGUAGAGCCAAACUAAAAACGGCUGCCGGCUGUAUAGCCUACAGUCCUACAGUCGAGCGGAUGUGUAUCAGCUGAUGCGGCCCAUUAGCUCAUCCAUCUCGGGUGUAAUGAGCAGCUGACACACACACACGGCCAGCCAGCCAUUUCCCCCCUCUCUACACUACUCCGCUUCCACACCCAGACAUGGAAGGUAAAGGCAAUCACGGCGAUGGCGGCGGCAGCGGCUUGUCAUCAAUCGAAUGGUUGGGAAAAGAGAAGUGCAUUGGGGACCUCCCUCCUCAAUAAUAACCAUAAAAAUCAUCAAAAUCAGAAGAAAAAGAGAAAAGAAAGAAAAGUAGGAGGAAGACUAAACAGUAGCCGCCGCCGCCAAUGCGCCACGACUGGCAGUCUCAGCAACUUGUGACGAGGGCAGACAACAGACAAACUCAGUCGGCUCCUGAGCUUCGUCCCUGCUGGACGUGUACGUGUUCUCCUUACCACCAACCCCUUUGACUCUCCCAAUAAAAGUGUCAAUUGAUAUUUUUAAAAAAAUUACAAUUUGGAAAGAAAUAAGAAAUAAGAAAAGUGUGCGAUUUCUUCCCAGCAGCAGAUAAUGCUUUCAUCCAACGGCAAUCCGUAUUUGCGACCGGAAUAUCUCAACCCGCCACCACCCACCACGAUGGAUUCGAAGAAAAGUCCGUUGGCUCUGCUGGCCCAGACUUGCAGUCAAAUCGGAGCAGAUCCUCCGGCCGUCAAGACGUCGUCGUCGUCCACUUUAUCGUCCAGCGGAACAACAACAACAACACAACCAACAACAACGGAACGCAAGAAAAGUGAAAGCAAAAGCAGUCCAGUCUUGUCCGUCGACAAUAACAACCGAUCCAGCGAUCCGGCAGUCAUCACUCCAACGACAACAACGACUAAAAACAAAAAGAACAACAACAACGAAAACAACAACCGACUGACGCCAACGGAUCGCCGAUCGAAAAGCACUUCACCUAAAAACCCCAAUCGAUCCAGCGGUGGUGGGCCAGCAGCAGCAGCGGGCCAGAAUUUAUCGUCUGCUGGUCCCCCGAUGGAUCACCAAUCACCGACGACAACGACGGCGGCCAGUGUGUCAACAGGAUUGAUGAGUCACCUCCUCCUACACCCGUCACAGCAACAACAACAACAGCAUCCUUCCAUCCAUCCAUCGUCUCACCACCACCACCUAAUGAUGGCGGCAGCACUAGCCGGAUCACCCGAUUCAUCUUCUUCUUCUUCCGUCGCUGCCUUGUCCCUUGCCAACAGUUACAAAUCCCUGAUGGCCGCCGCCGCCGGAAUGGGCGGUGGACCCUACGGCUCCCCUUAUCCGCCUCCUCCGCAUUCAUCUCCUUACGCAGGAGGAGGAGGAGGUGGGGGUUACGGUCCGCCUCAUCAUCCGUCAGCCAUGGAUUUCGGCGCCUACGCCAGUGCCUUGAAUGCCGCCAAAUCUUCCUCUUCCGUCGCCGCCGGACACAAUCCUUUUAUCCCCACAUCCACCGCCGCUGCUAUGAUGAGCGGCUACUUGGCCGGCCAUCCGGCCGCCGCUUAUUCCGCCGCUCUCCAGCAAGCCAUGCAACAGCAACAGCAACAACAAUAUGGCAACGCUGCAGUCAAUCGAGCCGGAUCCAAAUCUGAUCCAAAUCCUCCGUGUCGUGAUCCUUACUGCACCGGAUGCCCAGCCAACAACAACAACAACGGACCACCUUCGUCGUCAGGAGUUCACAUGGUGUGCACGGCCGGAUGCGGUUUGGGCGUCCAAUGCGACCACCUCAAAGUCCCGAUUUCUGCCCAGCACUUGAUGAUGUCGUCGUCCAGCCCCGGCCCGUCUUCGCCGCACAACAACCGGCCGUACGUUUGCAAUUGGAUCGUGGGCGACAAUUAUUGCGGCAAAAGAUUCGGCUCAUCCGACGAUCUCCUCCAGCACCUCCGCACGCACACGAAUCUCUCGGCAGCCGCGGUGGCGGCGGCCAAUUCAUCGGACGGCCCAGUGAGCGCGGCAGCUUUCGCUCAUCCAUCGGCCCAUCCAUCAUCGAUGAUGCGGGCAGCCUAUCCGACUCCGCCCCUCAGUCCAUUGUCAGCCGCACGUUAUCAUCCGUACGGCAAAAGUAAUCCGGCAACCACACAACAACAGCAGCAGCAACAACAACAACAACCGAGUAGUCCUUUCCCGUUCCAUCCGCACCAUCAUCCGGGAAUGGCGGCUGCCAUGGCGCAGGCUAUGGCCGCCGCUGCCGGACCUUACGGCCCAGCACCACCUCCGUCGACGGCAUCACUUUUCCAGCAUUUGAAUCCGGCCCUUGCCCCUUACUACUCUCACCUGUCACUUUUCGCCCAUCAGCAGCAGCAGCAGGCGGCCAAUCAGCCGUCAGGUUCUAGACAGCAGCAGCAGCAGCAGGGUGUAGUCCUUCCGUCUGCGGGUCCCGCACCUCCAGGAGGAGCAGCACCGCCUUAAUACAAAACUGGAACUAUUUUGGUUCCUCCAAGUGUACAGCCCAUCCACCCCAAUUUGAGUGCGUGUCGAGUGAUUCGGCCAUUGUAAUUUCGUUUUUCUUGUUUUGUUUUGUAAAAAUAGUUUCGACUUUCUCUCCCGUUUGACAUCCGUACCAAUAAAAUAAUCAGGAAAAUUCAAAA